Molecule: messenger RNA, 1190 nt
Organism: Zea mays
Lineage: Eukaryota; Viridiplantae; Streptophyta; Magnoliopsida; Poales; Poaceae
Exons: 4
Coding region: 26-907 (293 amino acids)
Biological process (GO): mitochondrial DNA replication; positive regulation of helicase activity
Cellular component (GO): mitochondrial nucleoid
Molecular function (GO): single-stranded DNA binding
Source: RefSeq, marked validated
ACCAAACCAGACCAAACAUAAUACGAUGCUGCGGCGCCUUGUCGGCGGAGCCGCCGCCGUGCGUUCGCCGCUGCCGCCGCCGUUCUGUCGGCUGCUUCACAACGGCGGCGGAGGUGGUGGGUGUAGCUCGGGGGAGCCGGAGAGCGUGGCGUACCGCAUGUCGAUGCUGCGGCGCCCCUCUACCGUCAGCAAGAAGGGGCUCACCUGGAACUGGUGCAGCCUCAUCGGUCGCCUCGCCGCACCGGUGAGGCCGAUCGACACUAGCUUUCUUGAAGUCCCCAGGGCGUACACCUUCCUCUCCGUCACCCUCUCGUCGCCCGCGCCCUCUUCGAGCUCGUCCAACAUAAAUGUGACAUUGCAGCUGAAUGGUGAGCUGGCAAAUGUUGGCCUAAAGCAUCUGAAGCAUGAUGACCUCGUUUAUGUAUCUGGUCAUCUGGGCUCUUAUCAUAAAGUCAGUCCAAGUGGUGAACGGCACAUUGUCUAUAAGAUUUAUGUCAGAGAGCUGAAUUAUGUUGUUGAUCAAAAUAAGAAGCCUCAGAAUGAUGCAGACUCAACAAGUCCACCAUCAAUGACAUCUGUCACCCUUCAAAUGCUAAAAGAGAAUGAAUGUAUAGGCAGGCUUCGCUUGUGGCAGGUCUUCUUUGCGAACCCAUAUGAGUGGUGGGACAACCGACGAUCCAAACCAUGGGCCAACUACCCUGAUUUCAAGCACAAGGACACUCGUGAGAAAAUAUGGCUUCGUCCAGAUGACCCUCCUUGGGUACGAAAGCAGCUUGAAUUAUAUGACCUGGAAGUAGCAGAGAAUGGCCAUAGGUGUAAAAGUCGACUGUCAAAAAAACAAAAUUGGAAAACCCAAGAUUUUGACUACUUUGAUGAUGAAGAAGUACAGCAUUUAGCGGAAGCAUGAAUAGGACGCAUGGCAUUGUCUGCCAAGAAUGAAGAAAUUCACCAGGCCAUUUGGGUGGUUUGGGGGUGGGGGCGGCUGUUUCUUUGCUCAGGGAUCGUACUCAAUUGUAUCGAUGUAUGUUUGGUAGGAUGUGGAUAUGUUGAGUCUUCUAGUUUGUAAUUUUAUUUAUGCGUAUUUUGAGAUGCAAGUGUGAGGGAACCUCGACAGUCGACAUAUUAGCGAGGCCCUAUCAAUUAACAUGCCUCGAAGUUUGCUAAGUGAUACUUGGGCCUGUUUGGUUCAA